AUGAACAAUCUCAAUUAUCAAAGUUCCUUCUCCUCCGGAGAACCAUUCGCAACAAAGGACAACCAAGAUCUCUUCUCUCGUUCCCAUCAAGAUCAACCAAAUCUUCAAUCAUUAAAUGCAAAACAAGACGAGUUGGAACAAAGUGAUUUUAGCAACUUAAUCGAAGACGACAACAUUGGUGGCCUAAACCAAACCUCAAAUCCUUUCAAAGGCGCCCGUGAUGUGACUUUUGACGUUCACAACCCCAAUGUUGUUUUUCCAACAUCCUCUGGUCCCUCCUCAGUGAGCAAUCCAAGUACAGUUUUUCCGACAUCAAAAACACAAUCCUCCACCAUUCCUUCAUCUUCAGGAGGCUCUUCCAAUAUUGGAAGUUCCAUGCACAAGGCCUUCUCCAAUGAAGGUGACGAAAGCAAAGAAAAGUCAAAGAAUCUGGUCCUCUCUGAAAAUGCAGCCAAUCAGACCACGGUCGCCAGUAGUAGUGGAGGUCCCUCAUCCACAACCACCUCAGCAGAAACCGUGUUUCCGACUCCCUCAGAAACUUCCUCAACUACCAGUUCUGCCACAGGAAUUCCAAGCAAAACAAUGAUUUCAACAGAACCUGCAUUAGGGAGUACCACAAGUGCCACUGGAACGGUGAACACAACACUCGAAUCAGCAACCAAGGAAUUGAAGAGGACAGGACAAGUCAUUCAACAACAGGCACAAUCGGUCUAUGAUCGCAUUAGGAAUAGUGAGGUGUUCAGAUGGUCUAAUCUUGGUGUCAUGAUCAUCAAUGUGAUUCUUAUUGUGUUGAUUGCAGUGCUUUUCUAUUAUGGAGUUUAUUAA
This is a messenger RNA of Naegleria fowleri, 825 nucleotides long. RefSeq lists its product as uncharacterized. The transcript has a single exon. Bases 1 to 825 code for a protein of 274 amino acids. Lineage: Eukaryota; Heterolobosea; Eutetramitea; Acrasida; Naegleriidae. The record is from RefSeq and is a predicted model, not a curated record.